AUGACUCUCUGGAACCCCAAUCCCUACGAGAGCGGUGAGGAGGAAGAGGAGGGAUCUAUCUGGGAAGAAAGAGAGACCAAGCAUCAGAUUAGGAAAUUGGCUCCAAACCAGAAAGUACCGGAAGGAAUGGCAUCACAGAAGAUGAUACUCAACAGAAUCUGCAGAGGCAGGAACAUUUUCCAGGGUACUCAUUUUGGAGACCUUUGUAAAUGCAAGGACAGGUUUGGAAGGCAUCAAGGAAAUUCAGAAGAAGGAAAAGAACACAGAUGUGAUCACUGUGGGAAAAGCUUCAUGCACAGCAUCAGUCUUAUUGGACAUCAGAGAAUCCACACAGGGGAAAAACCCUUUCAGUGUAAAGAGUGUGGGAGAGCCUUCAGUCAAAACACAACCCUUUUUAAACACCUUAUAAUUCAUACUGGUGAAAAACCUUAUCAGUGUAAUCAGUGUGGUAAAAGUUUUAUUCGAGACUCAGUCCUUAUUAAACAUCAGAGAAAUCGCACUGGGGAGGGACCUUUUGAGUGUAAUGAAUGUGGUAAAACCUUCAGUAACAGCACAGAUUUGCAGCAUCAGAGAUACCAUACCUUAAUAAAAUGUUACCAGUGCAAUGUCUGUGGGAAGGCUUUCAGGGAAAGUUCAAACCUCACUAAACAUCAGCGAAUUCAUACAGAAGAGAAACCCUAUGAAUGUGAUGAAUGUGGAAAAGCCUUCAGUGGAAGUUCUGAGCUUACUAGACAUCACAGAAUCCACACGGGGGAGAAGCGCUAUGAAUGUGACGAGUGUGGGAAGGCCUUCCGUCUGAGCUCACAUCUCACUCAACACCAGAGAAUCCACAGCAAAGAAAAGCCCUACAUGUGUAAUAAAUGUGGAAGAUCCUUCAAACAGAAGUCAGGUCUCUUUCAACACAAAAAAUCCCACAACUAA
Molecule: messenger RNA, 921 nt
Organism: Equus quagga
Lineage: Eukaryota; Metazoa; Chordata; Mammalia; Perissodactyla; Equidae
Product: zinc finger protein with KRAB and SCAN domains 8-like
Biological process (GO): regulation of transcription by RNA polymerase II
Cellular component (GO): nucleus
Molecular function (GO): DNA-binding transcription factor activity, RNA polymerase II-specific; RNA polymerase II cis-regulatory region sequence-specific DNA binding
Source: RefSeq, a predicted model, not a curated record